Messenger RNA from Arabidopsis lyrata subsp. lyrata, 1437 nucleotides. Its product is annotated as NADH-cytochrome b5 reductase-like protein. The record is from RefSeq and is a predicted model, not a curated record. The coding region runs from base 133 to 1119 and encodes 328 amino acids. The transcript has 13 exons. Lineage: Eukaryota; Viridiplantae; Streptophyta; Magnoliopsida; Brassicales; Brassicaceae. Gene Ontology annotation, molecular function: cytochrome-b5 reductase activity, acting on NAD(P)H.
ACAAAUGAGAAUUCCACUGUUCUUAAGUACACAUCUCCAUAGGGUAGCAUUGACUCUCCUUCCCCAGAUUCUAAAACCCCCUAGCUCGUCCUCCAAAAUCAUUUUGUUCUUUCUCCGAGAUCUACAACCAUCAUGGCCACUUCCUUUUUCCGGCGACUCGCUAGGUCAGCUCCGAUUACAUUCCCUGUCGCAUUUGGAUCUCAAAGCAAAUCUGGUUCUGGCGCUUUCCGAUUCUCUACCGGUGCAAUCGCGGCACUUUCCGGCGGGUUCUCCUAUUACUACUUAACAUCUGGAAACAAUCUGGUUUAUCUGGAUCAAGCUAAGGAAGAGACAGGACCCAAAACCGCUCUAAACCCUGAUAAAUGGCUCGAGUUCAAGCUUCAAGACACUGCUAGAGUUAGCCACAACACUCAGUUGUUCAGGUUCUCAUUUGACCCCUCAGCUCAAUUGGGUCUACAUGUUGCUUCUUGUCUCCUGACAAGGGCUCCUUUAGGCUAUAAUGCUGAAGGGAAAACGAAAUAUGUCAUUAGACCUUACACUCCUAUAUCAGACCCAGAGGCUAAGGGCUAUUUUGAUUUACUGAUUAAGGUAUAUCCAGACGGAAAAAUGAGUCAGCAUUUUGCCAGCUUAAAACCGGGGGAUGUGUUGGAAGUAAAAGGACCCGUUGAAAAGUUCAAAUAUUCGCCGAAUAUGAAGAAACAUAUUGGCAUGAUUGCCGGUGGAAGUGGGAUUACUCCAAUGCUUCAGGUGAUUGAUGCCAUUGUGAAGAAUCCCGAGGACAACACGCAGAUAUCAUUGCUUUAUGCCAAUGUUUCUCCAGAUGAUAUACUUCUGAAGCAGAAGCUUGAUGUUCUUCAGGCUAACCACCCAAAUUUGAAGAUAUUCUAUACUGUUGACAAUCCUACUAAAAACUGGAAAGGAGGAGUAGGUUACAUUUCAAAGGAUAUGGCUCUGAAAGGCUUACCUCUUCCUACGGAUGAUACUCUUAUCCUUGUAUGUGGUCCUCCUGGGAUGAUGGAGCAUAUAUCUGGAGGCAAAGCUCCAGACUGGUCACAAGGAGAGGUCAAGGGGAUACUCAAGGAACUCGGAUACACAGAGCAAAUGGUGUUCAAAUUCUGAGAGGACUAUUUCUGAUCUCAAGGAGGUUUCGUUUCAUGUAAUAAAGUGGCCCCAAGCAAACAUUAAUUGAUGCAGAGUGAGCUUGACAGUCGAGCUACCAAGCUUUGAAAAUAAACAAAGCAAAACAGAUCAAUUAGUCAGUUCUCUGCAGGUAAUAGCGGGAACUUGAUUUUGAUGAUAAUUUCUAUGCGAACAAGAUAUUGAAUACGGUUCGAAAGAUGAGAAUUGUGCAUUUGUAUCCGUGUCUGUGUUUUGACUAAUUUCUUGUGCGUGGAGAAAGAUCCAGACUCAAGCAGCAGAAUUUUUCACCUUGGAUUA